AUGGCGGAGGCGCCAAUGGCGUGCCAGAGUGGCAGUGAGCAGGCGCAACUAUUCCCUCAUGCCUGCACUCAAGAUGGCCAUAUAAUGCUGUGAUGUCUGCACUGACCCGACAAAGCCUACCUAAUUGCCUCGCAGAGACCAACUGCAACCAAGCCAGCAAGCGAUUGGGCUGACCUGGAGAACUCCUAGGCCGAAAUCUGUUUGACCCCUGCAGGGUAUCAGCUGAAUGGAGUUCUGGGCCUAAGACUUUCUUUUUGGCAUAGUGCCUCAGCAUGCCACCUUAUAUUCCCAACAGUUGAGACUUAUGCCUUUUUGUAGCUCUUAGCCUAAAUCCUAAGGGCUUUCUGCAAUAUCCCUUACUCUUUGCUUAUCUCAAAUCUUUACUUUACAAUACUUUCCUUAAUGUGAGGCAUUAUUAGCCUAUUUGUGGGAACUCAUGAGGAUACUAAUCUUUGCUAAGAUACAGUCUACUGUAUAUCCUCUUAAAUUCAAAAAUUGUGCUGUCUUUUCAUAUGCAACAGUAUUGAUUUUUUUUUAUAUGUAUGCCUACGCUUGUCCUUGCUGUUGUGGCAUUACAAGCUUGUUUGUAUCUCUAAGCACAGAAAAAUAAAGAAUAAAAAUAAAAAACAGUUGGAAGAAGAUUAGGAAUAUAUUAGGUUUGAAUAAUAAAAUGUUGUUACUGAAAAUGUAAAUCUAAGAAAGUGGUAACUGGUUGGAAUAAAAAAAAUAUAUACCUGACAAAAUGAAUAUUAACAAGAAUAAACAUUUCACUAAUUUAGUGAAAGAAUGAAUUUUUUCAGUUAUAUAUAUAUAUAUAUAUAUAUAUAUAUAUAUAUACUGUAUAUAGUAAAUAUUAAUAGUAUAAAGAAUAACCCCCCAAUAAGUAAACUAGAUGACCUCUUUAAUAAUGAUCAAAUCUAAAAAAAAAAUUCAAAAGUAAGAUAUUUUGAGAGUCAAUAAAGAUAAUAUUGUACUCCGAGCUAAAAAUAUAUGGGAGAAAGAGAUGGGUGCUACUUGUGAAAGAUCAGAAUUGAUUAAUUAUCAUUCUGCAUACUACAUCUUGUCUAGAGAAUUCUAGAGAAUUUGUGUCAUUUGGACCAACAUAUAUCCUAAAACAGGAUUAUACUGCCCGUGCACAAAACAGCAGAUCUCUUAGUUAGCUCUAGCAAAUAUGAGUGUGUUCACUAUAAGAAUUUAAACAUAUCACUUAUGUUAAGACCUGCAGUGGUUAUGGUACUGCAGUCUUCUAUUCCUUUCCCAACAGCUGAGCAUAAGUGAUUAUAGCUGCAGCAGGGAGUAGAGGAAUAGUGUAGAUGAAUGCAGUUUCCAAGACGAUUCUCCCCAGCAAAUAGAAUAUCCCCCAAACAUGAGCCUAGACUUCAUGAAGGGUGUAACAGGAAUGACUUUUAUUGAAAACACACAGGCUUUUAUGAGAAAUCCUCCUGCAAGAGGACCUCCCACAGUGAACAAAGACAACAGCCAAUCAACAUACAGAUUUACAGUAAUACACGCCCUCUCUCUGCGUGGGACAUAUUGAGAUAAGUUAAGGAAUAAACCCCACAAUUUCCCCAAAACUUAGAACACCCCUUUCCCCACAAGGUAUCCCCACAAAUUACAUAUCCCCUGAUAGCCCCGAUCUGGGAGACCAACAUAUCCAAAUUUCACCCAGAUCGGUUCAGGGGUUCUUAAAAAGUAUGGAAGUCAUAUUUUACCGACCACACAUGAGGCUCCUGCCCAAAACAGUUCCACGAAUUCAGCGUGUGCGGUUGGUCAAUUCAGAAAAAGGUAAAAAAUGAACAAAGUGCCGAAUGGAUCCUCCUGGCUCAUAGGAGCGAUUGCUCCCCUUGUCCAUUCGCACAAAACUACCGAAUGGCGCUCUCCUGGUGGUUCGGCAACUAAAGGAAGCAGGCAUUCGGUAGUUUCAGCGGUGGUUCGUGCGGUCAAGUGUCCGAUUUUAGUUUCAGACACUUGACAACCAAGUCCCGCUGCCUCCUUUCGUGCGAACAAGAUGGCCGCCGUUUUCUGUUCCACAUGGCAUUCGGCUAUACGAACAGCGGCCGCCCAGAGAGAGCGCUUAAUAGACGGAUCCUUUGAAGUUAAUGAGCCAGGCGGGUGGUCGGUGUUCGGUAGUUUCAAACUACCAAACCAAUAGAGUCAAUAUGCAGCAAAUAAUGUACAAAAAGCCGAACAUAGGAGAAAAUACCGAACCAAAGUCUAUUUUCUUCACAACUUAUAUAUCACAUACUGUGUUGCACUAUGAAGAUGGGGUUAUACCGAUGGUGUGCAAAACAGCAGUACUCUUAGUUAGCUCUAGCAAAUGUGAGUGUGUUCUCUAUAAGAAUUAAAACAUACCACUUGCAUAUCACAUACUGUUUUGCACUGUUAUUGUGUCUUUUGUUUUUUACUUUGAGGUCAACUCUGUUGGCAUAAUCCCAUGUACGUAUAAAAGUGUACACUAAGAUUAGGUAUGGUAUAUUCUUUUUAUUUUUAUUAUGGAAAUGAGUAUUUGGUAAUUGAGUUUCACUUCUGAAAUGCAUGUAAUCUUAAUUAGAUUCGGUUAUUUUUCAUCUAUUAAUUCAGUGGAGGUAAGAUUAUCUGUUCAUAUAUAAAGCUUGAUUAUCUAAAUUUUAAAUAGUGAAUUAAAAUAUCACUAGAAAUGUUUUUAAAUAUUUUCCAACUUAGUUAUAAUGAGGUCUUAAUAACCCUGUUGUCACAAGUCACAUGUGCCCUCUAAUACUUUUACGCCUUAUCUCUUGGAAUCCAUAAGGAGAAUUCAAAAUGUUACCUUACAUUCCGAAGGGUUUAGACAUAGCAAAAGGUUCCUCACAAAAACUCUUUUGGCAGACAUUCCAAAGAGUAAUCUCAUUAGCCUAAUAGGGCAAUGAGGAUCAUUAUCGCUACUGGUAUGGUCAACAAUGUAACUUUUUAAAAGGAAGAAAAAGAAAAAACUACCUUUCCUCUUCAUAAUUAUCUUUACUUCUGUCUGGACUAAGCAUUAAGAAGCAUCUGGACCUCAACAUGAAUUCCACCUGUCAUAAACAUCUUAUUAACUCUAGGUUACUUGAGAAAAUUUCUAUUCAUGGAAGACGCACAUUAUAAUUUCAAAGAACAUGCGUAUUAAGGUUGGAGAGGCUUCAUAAGUAUCCUGGAGACGCUUGGUGGCUAAAUUCUAACUAUGUCAUUGUUGUCAUCAUAUCUUUUGUCCUCCAUUCAUUCCAAUGAACUCUGCAAAUACUCCUUUUUUAAGUGGACUUCGUCUGUAAUAAGGAUAUGUGUGGUUGGUCAGGUCUCAAAAUAGACUUGACACCUUUGUUGAUAAGACAGAGAAUUCAUAUAUAUUGACAACUUUGUUGAUAAGAUAGAGAACUCAUAUAUAUAUUUCUAUGAGGUAUAUUUGAUUUUCUGUCUCCAGAAGAGCUUAGUGAGGGGAUAAAGAAGACCGUUUUGCUGCUGACUCCAAGGAAGAUCUCAACAAUGGAGAGCCUAAGCAAUAAGGUGAGCGAUGGCGAGGGCUUGUAAAUGUAAUAGACACUAGUAAUAUAAACAAGAUAAAUAAUAGAUUUCUUUAUAAACACCUUUUUUCACUAUAAAAUUAUCACAAAAUGCUCGUAAAAAAUGUGAAAUAUUGUUUGGGUUAGAGAAUGUUUUAAUUAAAAUAAUUUCUUAAUUAUUGCCUGAUUCUUAUGUUUGUUUUGUUUUAUUUUAUUUUUUUUCCAAAUUGAUUUUUUUUUUAUAUCUUUUAGCAGUUUUGAUAAAAUUUAUUCAGAUGUAUUUUACUUAAUACAUUAAAGUCUAUCUUUUUCCGUAUCUAGACAGUAAUAUAUUUAUAUUACAAUUCCAGACAGGCUAUUAACCUCAACAGAAUAGAGUCAAAGUACUUAAGCAAUAUGUUGGCUUUUAUACAUUAUACUAGCUAACCUGUCUUCCAGGAAAAGUCUUUUCCAUGUCAAAAAUCUUUCUGCGUAAAGACAAAACACACACCACAUCAUCACAAUACAAGCACGCAUACAUAUUUUGUAGACAUUUUUUAUGAAAAUACUUUACAAAUAAAAGAAUGAAAUAUUACAGCAAAUGAUACAUUUUUUGUGCACACACUAAAAAAUAUAGGUACUCAAUUAUAAAAAACGUGUAAUUUAUGACUUAAAAUCAAAUGUAUGAUCUAGGAGUAUGUUAUAAUAAUAAUAAAUAAAAUUAUUAUUUAUAGAGGGCAAACAUAUUCCACGAUGCUUUACAAAAGAUAAUUCAAAUUUUAUAAAGUAAAAUUAUGCUAAAUAAAGUUGAGCAUAGAACAGGAGGUGGAUGACUAGGACUUGGAUUAAGGAAAAUCACAAUCUGGAAGUACUGGGGUAAAGUUAGACAAUAAAAAAGUGAAAGGUAUUGAGCAAUAACAGCAGCUUGCAAAAUGAACGACUUGUUGUUAAGUGAACAGAUUUUUAAAAGCUCUAAGCACCAAAACAACUUUAGCUUAAUAAAGCAGUUUUGGUAUAUAGAUCAUGCCCCUGCAGUCUUAUUGCUCAAUUCUAAACCAUUAAGGAGUUAAAUCACUUUUGUGAUGCCAUUUUUUCAUGCCCCUGCGAGAAAUUUUUAAUUUUUAAUUUUCGACCAGAUCUACUUACACUGUGUUUACUUUAGAGGUUUUUUCAAGCUCCUGCUCCUGAUUGAACUUUAAUCAUACAUGGGAGGCUCUUGCAGAAUAUUAACAGAGCAGGAGAUAAGACGUUCUAAAUUAAACAAACUGUGCAAUAAAGGAAGUUUAAACAUUAGAUCUCUUUUUACAGGAAUUGUGUAGGGAAACUGUGUAGAUCACAUGCAAGUGAGUUGAGAGUGCAUAAACAAAGUUAUUUAACUCAUAAAUGACAGAGAAAUGAGAAGUGAGAUUGCAGGGUCAUUAUCUAUACUAGCGUUUCCCAACUGGUGUUUCGUGGAACCCUAGGGUUCCAUGAGAACAAAAUUGGGGUUCUGCCACGAUUUGCCCAUCAGGAGGCCCAAGCACUUAGGGCCCUCUGAUAGAUAUUGCUGAACAUGGGCCCGGUCAGGCGCAGGGCCAUUUAAGAGUGUGACCGGGUCCCUGUGGUAUUGGAUUUUGGGAGAAAGUGACAGCCUGUCACUUCUUCUCAGACAUAGAGCGAGCUAAGAGAGGCAGCAGUGAGGUGUGAGUAGCAGCAUACCAGCCUCAGCCAGUAGCAUACCAGCAGCACUCCAAGCAAGUCACCCUCCUGCAGAAAAAAGGUAACCUAAUAGAAGGGUGACUGCAACUAUAAACAUUAUGACCUGUGUGUGUGUGUGUGUGUGUGUGUGUGUGUGUAUCUGUGUGUCAAGGUGUGCAUGUGUCAUUGUGUGUAUCUGAGUUUGUGUGUCAGUGUGUGUAUCUGUGUGUAUUUGGCAGUGUGUGCAUCUGGCAGUGUGUAUGUGCCAGUGUGUGUAUCUGUGUGUCGGUGUAUCUGUCAGUGUGUUUAUCUGAGUGGGUAUGUGCCAGUGUGUUUAUCUGUCAGUGAGUGUGUGUGUAUCUGAGUGUGUGUGUAUGUACCAAUGCAUGUAACUUUGUGCCAAUGUGUGUGUGUGUGUGUGCCAGUGUGUAUCUGUGUUUCAGUGUAUUUGUCAGUGUGUGUAUCUAAGUGUGUACCAAUGCAUGUAAAUUUGUGCCAGUGUGUGUGUGCAUGUGCCAGUGUGUUUAUCUGUGUGUGUAUCUGAGUGUUUGUAUCUGUGUGUAUAUGUGCCAGUGUGUAUCUGUGUGUCAAUGUAUCUGAAUGUGUGGAUGUGCCAGUGUGUUUGUAAAUGUGUGUGUGUAUCAGUGUAUGUGUCUGUGUGUCUCUGUGAAUCUGCCAGUGUGUAUCUGUGUGUGUACCUGUGUGUCAAUGUAUGUGCCAGUGUGUGUAUCUGUGUGUCAAUGUGUGUAUCUGAGCGUGUGUCUGUGUUUUUAUCUGUGUGCCAGGAUGUGUAUCUGUCAGUGUGUGUAUGUGAGUGUGUGUAUGUGCAAGUGUGUGUAUAUGUGUCCAUGUGUAUAUGACUGUGUGUGUCAGUGUGUUUCUAUGUGUGUUUGUUUGUUAGUGUGUAUGUUUAUCUGCUCAAGUGUGUAUGUGCCUGACAUCCCAGCAAUCAAACACCAACACAACAUUUAGAUACACCCUUGCAAACACAAACAUGACAUACAAAGAAACCCCUGAGCUCCAACUCUAAAAUUAUACAUAAACACUCAAACACACCCUUCACUCAAACACCAAUACUCCACACAAAUGUACAUAUACAUUACAUUUAAAUACAUACAUUUAAAAUCUAACAGUACAUCCAAACACACCACUUCACAUAAAUGCAAGCAUAACAUACAAACAAAUCCCUGUAUUAAAAUGCUAAAAUCAUAUACAAACACUAACUCUACACACAGAAGCACAUCUGUCCCUAAGUACUACAAUGUGUUUACUAUCUGUAAAAAUUGGCCAAAAAAGAAAAAAUUACGCUCUGUUAAUUAAAAUGUUUGUGCUAACUUUUUUGGGAGAUUCCACGAUGUUGGUACACUAUGUCAAAGGGUUCCACAUGAAAAAUUAAUUGGGAACCCCUGAUCUCUUCACCAAAACCACUCAAUCAAGCUAAAGUUGUUAUGGUUGUUAUAGUGUCCCUUUAAAUUCUGACAAGUUUACCAAUUCGUUUUUUAUUCUCCUGAAUUUUUUUUUAUUUUUUUUUUAAAUCAAGAAGGAAUACAUUUAAUACUAAAUAGUGGAUAUGGUACUGUUUGAUCAGAGAAUAGAAACAAACUGCAUUAAUUUAAUGGCUACAACUACAUUUUAUAGUUUGCUAAUGAAUGAUAUAUUCACAAUAAAAUACCUGAUUAUGACCAUCUUUUAAGAUUUAUGUUAUGAUACUUUUAUACGCCAAUACUCUAUAUUUCUAAAUUCACUGUUCUCUGGUGAUUUAAACUGUCAAAAGACUGAGCAGACUAGGAGAAUCGCCGAUAGUCAUGUCCUUAACAUUUACAGUUCUAGAACAACAUUAAAGGAUUACUCCAAGCACCAUGACCACUUCAGUGAUUUAAAAUUUGCACAGUGACUAGAGUCUGUAAUGUCCUAUCAGACUCAACCCCCCCCCCCUACCCCGACUCCAGCAAUGAAAAGCAACUUUAGAGUAGGCAGAUCAGUGUAUGGGAAAAACACAGUAAGGAUUACUCUAACCAAUAACAGUGUUUUAUGAAAACACUGUUUUUUGGUUAAAGUAUCCCUUCAAUGUUUUGUCUAAUACAUCAUCUAGAGCAGUGAUAGUCAAACUGGUCCCUACCGCCCACUAGUGGGUGUUUCAAACUUUCAUGGUGGGUGGUGGUGGGCAGGGCCGCCACCAGAAAUUUUGGGGCCCCUAACUCAGCUCAGGGUCUGGGCCCCGCCUCCAAAUACCACCCACAAGAUCUGCCUCCAAAUACCGCCCACAGGAAUACACACACAGACACAAACACACACACUGAUACAAAAGGACACAGAUACAUACUAACAGACACACAUACUGAAACAGACAUACACGUAUACAGGCAUACAUACUGACACACACAUACUGAGACAUGCACACAUAUACAGACACACAUGCAUACAUAGUGACAGACAGACACAUACUAACAUACAUACAGACACACAUGCAUGAGGACAUAAAGACACAUACAUACAUACACACUGACAUACAUACAUUCAUACAUACAGAUAUACUGACAGACAUACAGACCCUGACAUCCAUACACACAUACAUUCAUAAUGGCAUACAGACAUACAUUCAUAAUGGCAUACAGAGAUACAUACAUAUAUACAUUCAGACUGACAUACAUGCAUAUAUACAGACAUACUGACAGACAUACAUGCAUACAGACAUCGACACACACACAUACACACAGACAUACGUUCAUAAUGAUAUGCAGACAUACAUUCAUACUGACAUACAGACAUACAUAUAUAAUGACAUACAGACAUACAAAUAUACAUACAUAUACAUACAUACAGACAGACAUACAUGCAUACAGACAUACAUACAUACAUACAUACAUAGACAUACAUGCAUGCAUACAUACAGACAUACAUACAUACAGACAUACAUAUAUACAGACAUACAUACAUAGACAUACAUGCAUGCAUACAGACAUACAUACAUACAGACAGACAUGCACACAGACAUACAUACAGACAGACAGACAUACAUACAUACACAGACAUACAUACAGACAGAUUCGGUUCUCUAGCACAACCACAUGCUCCGAGCAGACGCACCUCAUCUUCCAGCCAUUGAAAAAGACCUCACAAAAAAGCCCAUCACGUUUUGCGUGGAUGCCUCUGUAUGCUAAAUCUCUCUUGAUGGUGAUGAUGUAACACACAGGAAAAUAUGAGAUGCUGAUGCACUUGAUGGGGAAUGAAAAAAAAAACAAAAAUCUAGUUUUCAUAUUUAACUUUGUUUUUCUUCAAUCUAAGCAGGUCCUGCUAAAUCAUAUAUGUCUAAAUAUGAAUUAAGUAGAAAUGGAAACUACUUAAAUUUAAGUUAAUCUUUUUUUAAAUCCCUCCUUUCUAAAAUAUCUUUUGGGCAGUAAGGAAAUUUUACCAUAAAAAAAGAUACAUAAGAGGGCAGUAGGUAUUAAAGUUGACUACGCCUGAUCUAGAGUCUUGUAUGGUUUUAAAAACUUAGCAAAUUUAAAGGAUAUGGCCGUUUUCAUUUCCAAAUAUCCAAAUUGAUAUCUAAUCUAAACUAUUUACAAAGAUAUUCUGAGACUUAAUCUGGGCGGGUUUACAUAUCUCUACACAGAUACAGGUAAGUUGUCAUACUGUUAGUAAAUGGUUUGACUACUUACAUUGGGGGUGUUCAGUGGCACUCCUGACACCAUAACCACUACAGCGCACUAGAGGAACUUUUGAACAUGCGGAGGAUGCUCAGCAAUGAUAAUGCUUGAAACCAAUGCUUUCGUAUAACUACAGUUCAAAGUGAGUGAGACAGAAAUCCUUAAGGCUGUCUGCCUGACAGCUGGGAGGUGUUACAAAAGUGUUUAUGUGUUGUAGGGCACUGAAGUACCCUAAAAAGAUUUUUUUUCGACAUUCAGUCACUUUACACUUAAUAAAACAAAUUAAAAUUAUCUGCCCAACUGGUCUUUAAAAUUAACUAUGUAGCUCCUCCCACAUGCUGUCAAUAUGAUAACUCUGUGACCUGUCUUCCUGGUUACAAAGAUCAAUUUUAUCCAAACUAUGCAUAUCAUGGACUGAGCUCUCAACAUGCACAACUUGGACUUUUGUACCAAGAAAAGAACAGAGCCUCAGAUUCUGUAUGCCUAUCUUUAGAUACAGCCCAGUAAUUGCUACAGCAGAAUGGCUGCUAUUCAUUUAUAGUAUGGAUCAAUUUUUCCACAUUUCUUAUUAUAUUAAAACAUUUUUGUCUGAAAAUGCAUAUAUCUAUUACAGUACUGAUGUUCAAACAACCUCAACUUCUACAUGUUCAUAGAUAUUUUCAAGUAUAUUUCUAAUGAGAUUACAAUAUUGUGAAGUUUAGAAACUUACAAACAGAAAUAAAAUCACAUACAUUAAAUCAUUAACAAAAAAAAAUCACAAAAACCUUUUUUAAAGGAAACAUAACGUGCAUAUUUAGUGUAUAUGUGUAGAAAAAGAGGCUUCUAGAUAUAAAUAGAACAUUAAAGGGACAUUCUAAGUACCAUAGCUACUACUGCCCACUGUAGUUGUUAUGGUGCCUAUAGUGCCAUCUUGCCGCCCCUGAGUUCCCACAGAGCCUGCCCCCGAGUCCACCCACAGGGCCCAUCCAAGGACGAAGUGUGUGUGUACUGAAUGUGAUGUGUGUAUAGUGGAUGUAGAAUGUGUAAAGUGGAUGCCGUGUGUAUAGUGGAUGCAGAUUGUGUGUUUGUGUAUUGGAUGUAGUGUUUGUGUGUAUUAGAUGCAGUGUGUAUAGUGACUGCAGAGUGUGUAUAGUGAAUGCAGAGUAUGUUUGUAUAAUAGAUGUAGUGUGUAUAGUGAAAGCAGAAUGUGUGCUUGUGUAAGGAUGUAGUGUGUGUAGUGAAUGCAGAAUGUGUGUUUGUAUAAUAGAUGUAGUGUGUAUAGUGAAUGCUGAAUGUGUGUUUGUGUAAGGAUGUAGUGUGUGUAGUGAAUGCAGAAUGUGUGUUUGUGUAAGGAUGUAGUGUGUGUAUAGUGACUGCAGAGUGUGUGCUUGUGUAAGAAUGUAGUGUGGGUUUGUGCAAGGAUGUAGUGUGUGUGCGUGUGUAUAGUGACUGCACUGUGUGUUUGUGUAAGGAUGUAGUGUUUGUAAAUGUUGUGUUAAAUGCUGUGGGGCUGAAUACUGGGGGUAGGGGGUGGGAGAGCAUAUAUAUAUUUUUGUUUUUUCAUUUUUUGUAAUAUAUUGUAUUUCAUUCCCCUCUCCCUGCAUCUCACAUGUGGCCAGAGGAAGGGAGGGGGGAGAUCACAUUUUCUGGUGGUCAGUGGCAUGGUGUGCUGGGCCUCCCUGCAGUAACAGGUAGCCGCGGGGCCACAGUGGACAUAUAUACUGCGAUAAUCUCUCUAUAUAUGUGCAAUUAGGGAAUGUGGGGCCCCCAGGACCGCCGUGCCUAUGACAUCCAUCAUGGUUCUUAUGCCCUGAUGGCUGCCCUGCCCUAGUGUCCUCCCAGACUAAAUGGUCAAUCUGCAAAUGAAACAAUAUUCCUGGGGUUUGCAAGGUGCUGGUCACGUUUUCCUCUGGAACCUUGAAGGAGCCCUACAGACAGAAAGGGCUGCAGAAUUUGUUGGUGCUAUAUAAAUAAUAGCAUAAUAAUAACAAUAAAAGCCUAAGAUCAUCAACUGAGCACUCUUAGCUAAGUUCUAAAUGUUACAGACUGCAGACGAGGAGGUUCCUGGCAUCUGGUGCUCAGGUAAAUUGUGAAACCAUUUGCAGAUGAUUUAACAGCUGUAGUGGUCAUGCUGCCUGGUUUGUUCCUUUAAGAAUAUCUAGUAGACAUUAUAUCAGAACUAUGGACAAGUUUCCCAUAAAUUAAAAAAAAGAAGAUAUAAAUGUAACAAAUUGGCAAUUGAAGAAAAAAAUAUAGAAUAAUUGUCAAUGGUAUGGGUAAACUAUGCUUACAGGGAAAUUAAUUGAGCAGCUUAUAGUAACCCAGACCACCUCAGCUCAAUGGAGUGGUCUGGGUGCAAUGUCCCUCAGGUUUUAACCCUUCAGAUGCAAACAUAGCAGUUUCAGAGAAACUGCUAUGUUUACAUCUGGGGUUAAGCCAGCCUUUAGUGGCUGUCUUCUGGACAGCCACUAGAGGCGCAUCUGCCACGCUGGAGGCAUAUUAUAUCUCCAUCGCGUACAGAGUCCAUAGGAAAGCAUUGAGAAAUGCUUUCCUAUGGACACUUUGAAUGCGCGCGCGGCACUUGCUGCGCAUGCACAUUCGGAUCCACUGACGUCGGCAGAGGGAGCUGACGUCGGCGGGGGAGGAGAGGUCACCAACGCCAAGGGAGCCCGGCGCUGGAUUAAGGUAAGCUGCUGAAGAGGUUUUAACCCCUUCAGCGCCACGGGAGGGGGCACCCUCAGGGCACUAUAGUGUCAUGAAAAUCGCUUUGUUUUCCUGACACUAUAGUGAUCCUUUAACCCCUUAACGAUGAGUGACUGACAAGGUCCGUCACUCAGAGGAUUGCCAUAACGACGAGUGACGGACCUUGUCCAUCACCCGUUAAAAUUAAUCCCGGAUCGCCGCUGUUGCGGCGAUCGCAGGGUUAAUGGUGCUCCGAUCUGCCUCUGUAUUAGAGGCAGACCGGGAGUACCCGAUAGUGCUGCCCAGCACAUGUGCUUGCUCUGACAGGCUGGGGAAAUGGGGAAUUAACUGUUAGUGCUGCUUACUGCUAGUUAGGGGUUAACGGUAAAAAAAAAAGCUUAGAAAAAUGUUAAAUCUGUAAAAAAAGUUUUAAGAAAGUUUAGGAAAGUUUAAAAAAAUUAGUAAGCAAAACAAAAGUUUCAAAACUAGUUUUUAAAAGUAAAAAAAGUUUCAAAAAGUAAAAAAAUACAUUCAAAAACGCUCAUUACCACUACACCUGGAACAGACUAGAGGAAAAAUGAUCCCAUGCUAAGGUUCAAAAUAUGCCUUUUGAAUUACCCCAGGGUGUAUUCUUUAAUAAAUAGUAUGUGUUUGUGGGAAAGUUUCAAUAACCAACCAUCUAAACUACUCCAAAUUGGAACAUGGACACAGCGUAAAACUUCAAAGUUAGAAAAAACUGAAUGGCUGCGUCUCAAAUGCGCCCCUUCAACAUCCACAUAUACCUGGCAAAGGUACAUACGGUGGUACUGCUGUACUCAGAAGACAUAGCUGAGCAACAUAUGAGGUAUUAUACAGUCGUAGCACACAUAAAGUUUGCAAAAUAUACUGUGCAAACUCACUUUGUGUGUCAAAAAGGCAGAAAAAACACUUAUUACCACUACACUUGGUACAAGCUAGGGGAAAAAAUGAUCCCACGCUAAAGCAGGGGCGUAUUAGCCGCGAGGCAAACAAGGCAUUUGCCUUGGGCGGCUUUUUUGCCGCCCCCUGAAAAAUGCCCCCAAAUGCCCAGGGCAAAUGCCUUGUUAGCCUCGCGGCUAACAGACAUGCCGAGCUGCCGAGCUAGCGCCCGGCGAGGGAGCUCUUCCCCUGAGCUCUGCUCAGCUCCCUCGCACGCCGCGGAGUGAGGCUGAGAGCCGGAAUAUGACGUCAUAUUCCGGCUCCGGCCUCACUCUGCUGGCGGCGCGCGAGGGAGCUGAGCAGAGCGCUCAGGGGAAGAGCUCCCUCGCCGGGCGCCCGCCCUGCAGCCACUGGACCCCAGGACCCCAGGGACAGGAAGAACCCCCCCAGCAAAAGUAAUGAAGCUCGGGGGGUUAAAUAAGAAAAAAAAAAAAAAAAACAACAUGUUAGUGUGUGUGGAUGUUGUGUGUGUGUCUGUUGUGUGUGUAUGUUAGUGUUAGUGUGUGUGUGUUAGUCUGUUAGUGUGUGAGUGUGUCUGUUAGUGUGUGUGUGUGUGUCUGUUAGUGUGUGUAUGUUAGUGUUAGUGUGUGUGUCUGUUAGUGUGUGUGUGUCUGUUAGUGUGUGUGUGUCUGUUAGUGUGUGUGUGUGUCUGUUAGUGUGUGUGUGUCUGUUAGUGUGUGUGUGUUUGCCUGUUAGUGUGUGUCUGUUAGUGAGUGUGUGUUUGCCUGUUAGUGUGUGUGUGUGUGUGUGUGUUUGCCUAUGAGUGUGUGUGUGUGUGUGUGUUUGCCAGUGAGUGUGUGUGUGUGUGUCUGUUAGUGAGUGUGUGUGUGUGUGUCUGUUAGUGUGUGUGUGUCUGUUAGUGUGUGUCUGUUAGUGAGUGUGUGUUUGCCUGUUGGUGUGUGUGUGUUUGCCUGUGAGUGUGUGUGUGUGUGUGUUUGCCAGUGAGUGUGUGUGUGUUUGCCAGUGAGUGUGUGUGUGUGUCUGUUAGUGAGUGAUUGUGUGUCUGUUAGUGAGUGUGUGUUUCUGUUAGCUAGUGAAUGCGUGUCUGUCAGUGAAUGUGUGUGUGUGUAUUUAGAAGGCGGAGCAGGGGGGAAGGGUUGGGUGGCGGUUGCGUGGGUGGGGAUAGCGCGGGGGGGUGACUGAGUUUUGUCCUGCCUAGGGCAGCACAAAACCAGGAUACACCACUGCGCUAAGGUUCAAAAUAUACCUUUUGAAAUACCCUGAGAUGUCUUCUUUAAGAAUUGUUAUGGCUUUAAGGGGUAUUUGGAUUUAAACCCUGCUAAGAUGCUUGGAAAUUGCACAUAGACACAGCGUCAAAAUUCAAAGUUCAGUAAAAACUGAAAUGGCUUGGUCUCCUAUAUGGCACUGUAGCUUCACGAAAUAGUGCCAAAGACAUUCAUUGGGGGUGUCUUUUUACUCAGAAGACUUAGCCGAGCAUAAUUUGCGGGGUUUGAACUUAGUGGCACAUGUGAAAUAUACAAAAUGCCCAGUAAAAAUGCAGUCCAUGUGUAACAAACGCACAAAAUUAUUUUUACCACAUAUUUUAGCAUAUAUUGGUGAAAAAAUGGGGGCAUGUUAAGGCACAAUAUGCACCUUAUGAGAUACCCUGGAGUGUCUACUUUUACAAAUGGUAGGCCUUUAUGGGUUUUUUUUGAACAGUUAAACUGGUAUAUUACCACAAAUGGAAACGUAGGCUCAUUAAAUCCGUCUCUCAAAAUUCUACUGUGAAUACUGAAAAGGACAGGUCUCCUAUAUGGCACUGUAGAUUCACAAAAUAGUGCCAAAUACAUACAAUGGGGGUGUCAUUUUACUCAGAAGACUUAGCUGAGCAUAAUUUGUGGGGUUUGAACUUAAUGGCACAUGUGAAAUAUACAAAAUGCCCAGCAAAAAUGCAGUCCAUGUGUAAAAAACGCACAAAAUUAGUUUUUACCACAUACUUUGGCAUAUAUUGGUGAAAAAAUGGGGCAUGUUAAGGCACAAUAUGCACCUUAUCAGAUACCCUGGAGUGUCUAUUUUUACAAAUGGUAGGCCUUUGUGGGCUUUUUUGAACAGUUAAACUGUUAUAAUACCCCUAAUGGAAGCAUAGGCUCAUUAAAUCCGUCUCUCAAAAUUCUACUGUGAAUACUGAAAAGAACAGGCCUCCUAUAUGGCACUGUAACUUCACGAAAUAGUGCCAAAGACAUACAAUGGGGGUGUCAUUUUACUCAGCAGAUGUAACUGAACACAAAAUAAAACUUUGUACAGGAAUAGCACACACCAACUUUACAAAAUACACAUGAGAAUUUCUUUGUUAUAAGUUUGUGUGCCAAAAAACAAAAAAAACACAAUUUUACUCCAAUAUUUAGCAGAGGUUGGCGGUGAAAUGGCUACGUAGAAAGUGUCAAAACAACCUUAGGUAAAUAGCCCGUGAUGUCUACUUUAUAUAAAUAUAUACUUUUGUGUGGCAAUUUUGUUUUCUUUUAUGGCUAUUAAGCUUACAAGACAAACAUACCAAAUUCUAAAAUCGCUCCACAUUAAAAGUUUAUUUUACUCCUUGUGCUUUGUGACCUAUAACUACCAAAAAAAACUUAAAAUCCCAGACACAUUAUAUAUUCUGUAAAUCAGAACAACUAAAUGAAUUUAUUUUUAAUUACUUUCCUUAACCUGCACUAAUUAUGCACACAUUAUUAUUGCAAAAACUGUAAAGAAACCCAAAAAUUUUCAUUUUUUUGCAUUUUUCUGUAAUAUUUUAUAAUAAAUAAGCAUUUAUAUAUAUGUGUGUCUUACAUCAAAUUAAAGCCCUUUCUGUCCUUUAAAAAACGAUAUAUAAUAUGAGUCGGUGCAAUAAAUUAGUAAAAUGCAAAUUGCAGUUGAACGCAAACUGCAAAAAAAUGAAAAAAAUGCUGUUGUCAUUAAGUGAAAGACAAGCUUCUGAAGCUCUGUCCUUAAGGGGUUAAGAUAAUGUGUUUCUAUGUUUAGUAGGAAAGCAAACUGCAAUGUGCAACACUACAUGGACAUGUGGCGACAUCUAGUGGACAAAAAUAGAAUACACCAUAUUUAUGAAUAAUUUGCAGGGUUAUUCACAAAGUCCUUAUGGUCCUGUAUUUGCAGGGCAACACUAUCCAGCUCUGUACGGGGCCGUUUGAAAUGCAAAAUCCGAACAUUGUUCAGACUACUUAACGGCUUGAUUUUGCAUUGCAGGCUCAGAACAAGCCUGAAUUUGCGCAGAGAUGCUGGAUUGCUUGCAAAAUAAGGAUGUAAAUAGGAUAAUGAAGGGUAAUGGCGAUUAAAUAAAAAAGACAGUAUCCCUUAUCCACUAGCCAUAGGCAGCAGGCAGGGGCUAAUAUUAAAACAGAUAAUGGGGUUUGGCAUUUGUCCACCCCCCCCCCAAGACCUCAGCCAACCUAACAAUUAAAAAAAAAAACCCUGGCUACCCCAUCCUAAUAAUGAAUGAGGGUAAUAAAUCUAACAACCAGUGAAAAAUAAAUAAAAAUAAAAUAAAUUAAAUUUAUUUUAAUCACCAAAAAGUUGAUUGAAUUGAAAUCUAAGAAGUCCAACAUUUACACAAAUAUUCACAUCGUGCCUAUUUUAACCUGGAUUUUGUGAUUUUAUCUUCAAAUCGCUUAACAUAACUGUGUAACUGGAAAAAUUCUCAAAGCUUGGAUACUUUGUCCUUAAAUCUGUGAUUGAAUGUAAAGGCAUAUUAGUGUAUAAUGUAUGGGUUUGUAAAUGGUGGGUGUAUUUCUGUGUAAGGUUAGGAUGCAAAAAUGUGUUUGUAUGUGUAUAUAUGCAGGAGACAAUUUGAAUGCAGUGUCAAAAUAUUUAUGUAUAUAGAAGUCCAAUGUGUGUGUAAUUGUGUGCAGUAUGUGUGUUUGAAUGCAUUUUUUUUUGGUAUAUGUAUAAAUGUGUAUAUGUGAACACAGGAGUAUUUUGGAGUGUCAUUGUAUUUAGGAAUGUAUCCAUAGGUAUGUGAAUACAAAUAUAUAUUUUUCUUGCACCAAUAUGUGUGAAUGCAGUCUAUCUGAAUGUGAAAACAGGGGUGUGUAAGUGUGGUGUGUGUGUGAAUGCAGGGGUAUGUUUGUAUAGCAUGUUAUUGUGUGUGAAUACAAUAGUGUGUUGUGUGUGUCUUAAUGCAGUGGAGUGUUUGUAAGGUAAAACAGUAUGUGUGAAUUCAGGGGAAUAUUGUCAAGAGCUGCUCUGAGCUUCGUAAUCACUACAAAGUGUUUUCCUUAAAGUAUGCCUUUAAUGGACAUCACUGAAUGAGUUUUCUCUUCUCUGUCACUUCAAGUCACCCCAUUACAACAAUUCCCCUAACUACUUGUCUCUCUUUAUCAGCCCUCAUGUGCCGUGCUGUAUUUACCGCGAGCCUGACAAGGCAUUUGCCUUGGGCGGGACUUUUAGGCUGGCAUGCGCUGAUAUAGGUGGGCUGGCGAGGGAGCACUCUCCCCUGAGCUCUCCCCUGUUCAGCUCCCUUGCGUGCACCGCAGUGAUGCCAGAGCCGGAAUAUGACGUCACUCCGGCUUCACUAAGAGGCAUGGGAGGGAGCUGAACAGGGAGAUCAGAGCUCCAUCGCCACCUCCACUAUGAGUCUGCCUUCCCACCCGACCAGCCUGCCUGCCCUGCCUGACCAUCCGCAUGCCUGCCUGCCCAGCCAGCAGCAGCCCCACUGGACCCCAGUGAAGAAUCCACUUCAGCACUCCCAAAGGUGGAUUAAACUUAAAAAAAAAAAAAAAUUGUGAGUGUGUUAGUGUGUGUCUGUUAGUGAGUGUGUUAAUGUGUCUGUUAGUGAGUGUGUUAGUGUACCUGUUAGUUAGUGUGUUAGUGUGUGUCUGUUAGUGAGUGUUAGUAUGUGUCUGUUAGUGAGUGUUAUUGUUUGUGUCUGUUAGUGAGUGUGUUAGUGUGUGUGUCUGUCACUGAGAGCGUAUAUGUGUUUGUCAGUGAGUGUGUAUGUGUGUUUGUCAGUGUGUGUGUGUGUAUCUGUCACUGAGAGUGUGUCUGUCAGUGUGUGUAUGCAUGUUUCAGCGUGUGUAUCCAUGUCUGUCAGUGAGUGUAUGCAUGUAUGUCAGUGUGUGUAUGCGUGUCUGUCAGUGUGUGUAAGCGUGUCUGUCACUGAGAGUAUGUGUCUGUCAGUGAAUGUAUAUGUCUGUUAGUGUGUCUGUCAGCUAGUGUAUGUGUGUCUGUCAGUCAAUAUGUGUGUCUGACACUGGGUGUAUAUAUGUGUAUCUGUCAGUGAGUAUAUGUGUGUCCCAGUGUGUGUGUCUGACACUGAGUGAGUGUGCAUCUGUCAGUGAGUGUGUAUGUGUGUAUUGUCACUGAGUGUGUAUCUGUCUGUCGAUGAAUGCUUGUCUGUCAGUGAAUGUGAGUGUGUGUGUAACUGUGAAUGAGUGAGUGUGUAUGUCUGUGAAUGUGUAUGUUUUAGUGAAAGUGUGUGUUGAUUAAACAGUGUGUGUGACAAUGACUGUGUAUCUGUAAGUGAGUGUAUGUCAGUGCAUGCAUCAGUGAGGGCGUGUGUCUGUCAGUAAGAGAAAUUAGGAAGGGGGCGAGGGGUGCCCGAGUUUUGUUAUGUCUAGGGCAGCACAAAACCAGAAUACACCACUGCUCACGUGUCUCUCUUUCUUUAGUAACCCUCACUUGUCUCAGUCACUUUUUGCCAGCUGAUACUUGUUUCUCUCUCUUUUUGCCAGCCCCUAUCUAUCACUCUCUCUCUCUUUUUACUAGAACCUACGUGUGUCAUGCCCAGUCUCUAUUACUCUGCUAAACUCCAUUCCUCUCCUGUCUUCCUCCCCAUUUCUAAGUAUAUCCCAUGUCCCACUUUCAUUGUCUUUAUGCUGAGCUGUGCAUGGCUGGCUGAGAUGCUGGUGUCUGUCCUUCCUCACAGCACACAUUUCAGAUAUUCGUUGGAAGAUCUACUUACAGGAAGCACCUUACAGGAAGUAGUUUGCGGCCAAGGGAAUGGUUAAUGCCACAUUCCUUGGCCAGCAGGAUAAGAAGCUGUUUAAACACAGCCUACAAAUAGUGCUCAGCUACUAUUGUGAACUAGUUAGGGAGAUCUACUGAACUCCCCAACUGUCCCAAUUCUGUUCAGUUGCUGUCGGCAUCCUUGCGGCCCCGGGCUUUUGGCUCAUGACCGAAGUGCUAUGCAUCUAUGUGAACCCCAUUAGGGAACCAUAGCAAGUCUCGAGAGAUGAGACAGAGAUGAGACCUACUUAUGACAGCACUUUUCCAAUGUUUUGAAGUGUGGAAAAUUCUUUAUAAUAGCUUUUCCUGAUGAUGGAUAGUUAGAUGACCAAUAGUGGAGGUGCAGUAAAAACAAAAUCUAUAUUUAUAUAUUAUAUAUUUAAAUAAAAGAUAGUUAAGUAUGUUAAAUAAAUUUAAAUUUGUGACCCCAAAUAAACAUGUAGAAAACUAUGUUUGUAGCACCCAGAUCUUCCCCCACUCGCAGUUAUUGACCAAAAAAAAAAAAAAGACAUUUCAAAAGAAGGUUCAUUAUACAAAUAACAGGACAGAUUUCAUAUUACACAUGAUUACACAUCAAGCAUACCUGUGGAAACAAUAAGAGAAGCCAUUUAUGACAUUGUUUUCCAAUUCAUUAUAUCAAAAUGACAUGCAAAUAUUUCCUUCAAGCCAAAUCCAAUAAAUAUAAUCAUGUUAUGAAUUAAACUCUCACUAUUGUUGUAUUUUUUAUGUAUACAUUUUUAAAAGGCCUGAAAAAAGUUAAUGUGCGGGAGACAGUAUAAAGCAGGGGUGCCCAAAAGGUAGAUCCCCAGAUGUUGUAGAACUACAAUUCCUAUGAUGUUUUGCAUGUCUUUAGAAUGAUAAAGCAUCAUAGAAGGUGUUGUUUUAAUAUAUCUGGGGAUCUACCUUUUGGGCACGCCUGGUAUAAAGUCAAUGAGGUCUUAAUAUUCCAUCGAUGUAGCUACUUUUGUUAAGUGCAGCAUUCUAUUUAUUUUGGAGAUGUCCCAUGGUUACAUAUAUACAUUUAGAUGUUACAUGUGUAACUGAAGCUUAAAAUUGAAUUGAACCACUAAGAGCAUUGACCAAGAUGAUCGACUCAAUGAAUUGUGGGUACCUCUACCGCUAAAUCUUUUGCAAAUUAUUUUACAGGUGCAGAAAACAUGCUGUUUGUUGGUUCUGGUCAUUCUCUUUUCGCUAGCUUUGACAUCGCACAGCACACCUGACUGCUGCCUCCAGAAGACUUGCUCAUGCCGAAUUUAUGAUCUUCUCCAUGGCUCAGGCAACCAUGCUGCAGGUAUUUUAACCCUUGGCAAGAGGAAGAGCAACUCCCUAAAUAUGCAGACACGUCUGCAGAGGCUGCUUCAAGGCUCAGGAAAUCAAGCCGCUGGUAUUCUCACCAUGGGCAAGAGGUCUCAAGAAAACAAAGAGAAUCCCUAUAUGUUUGGUCAAAUGACCAGUAAUGUGGUCUUCAACACUCCAUCACCUCUUACUCUGUGUCCUGCAUUGAUGGAACCAGCUAACAUCAGCAAAGACAAAGGGGCUAUUUUUCCCCAAGACCCUAAUAUGUAG
Messenger RNA from Pelobates cultripes (western spadefoot toad), 19915 nucleotides. The record is from the annotation of a GenBank genome assembly. Lineage: Eukaryota; Metazoa; Chordata; Amphibia; Anura; Pelobatidae.